UUCAGUCAAAGGGGUAUAUAUAGGGGAUGUUUUGCAACCCCAUGUUAUGCAGCCCAGGGAACACUACCACUCUCCCUAAAGUGCUCGCAUUGUCUUCUCAACUCUCCACCUAGUUGCCAGCAGGGAGAAACAUGGACAUAACUAUCCAGCAUCCCUGGUUCAAACGCGCUCUUGGAUCCUUAUAUCCAAGUCGCUUGUUUGACCAAUUUUUUGGAGAAGGCCUUUUUGAAUAUGACCUCUUGCCUUUCCUCUCCUCCACCAUCAGCCCUUAUUACAGGCAGUCACUCUUCCGAACUGUGUUGGAAUCAGGCAUUUCUGAGGUGAGAUCUGACCGAGACAAGUUUGUUAUCUUCCUGGAUGUUAAACAUUUCUCUCCUGAAGACUUGACUGUGAAGGUGUUGGAUGACUUUGUGGAAAUUCAUGGGAAGCACAGUGAAAGACAGGAUGACCACGGCUACAUUUCCCGUGAAUUCCAUCGUCGAUACCGCCUGCCUUCCAACGUGGAUCAGGCCUCCAUUUCCUGCUCCCUAUCUGCUGAUGGCAUGCUGACCUUCUCUGGUCCCAAGAUCCACUCUAAUAUGGAUGCAAGCCACAGCGAUCGAUCCAUCCCUGUAUCUCGUGAGGAGAAGCCCACCUUGGCUCCCUCUUCUUAGGCUGAGACCUUGUGAGUCACAUAGGCUGCCUCCAUCCGCAGUCUUUCCUCACAAAGCCAUUGCAUAGAUACCAGGGGAAAAUGUAGAAAAGUCAAGGUUGUUUAUUUUCCUCUGCUCUAUUCCCUCUUUUGUUGUUGUUAUUUUCAUUUUCUUAGAUGGGAUGAAGGUUUGAGAGAGUCUGAGACAUUGGGCCUUGAGGCCUAAAAUCUAAAGAGCUGUGAUGUUAGUGAUGAUCCAAAAAUCUAAAUGUUAAAAACCCAAAUCCCAUCACCUGGCUGGUUUGCAGAAAUGGCCAUUGUCCUAUGCUGUUUUUAAUAACAUCUUCAAGUGACUGAGAGUGUUCCUGGUGUUAACCUCCAAUAAACGAGAUGAAGAAGAAUCAACAACUGAGCCAAUCAAUGUGAAGAGAAAUUGAACUAGAGAGAGUGGGAAGUCAUAUACAUUUAAUAAAGUGCCUCCAGGUAAUUCAAAGGUUCCUCACACGUGACACAACCUAAUAUAAGCAGGUCACAGCUGGAUUUUUAGACAGGUGUGUCUCUGUAGUCAGGAUGUUAGUUUCUGUUAGCCAUGCUUCAUAUGACAGGAAGGAGUAAGUGCUGCCCAGCUUUGGAGAUUCUGUGAGAGAGUUCCAUCAUAAUAUUAAGGCUUCAAAUCCCCACUGGGAUCUCCCAAGGCUGUAUGUCUCAGACGAUCUUUCUCAAAAUCUUAAAAUUUCUAACAUAGGUUCACCACACUGUAAGAAUACCACCACUGGCCAUCAAUAAAGUAAAUGUGACAUGAGCAAA
Messenger RNA from Antechinus flavipes (yellow-footed antechinus), 1438 nucleotides. RefSeq names its product crystallin alpha A (gene CRYAA). NCBI's taxonomy places the organism in Eukaryota, Metazoa, Chordata, Mammalia, Dasyuromorphia, Dasyuridae. The transcript is spliced from 3 exons. Gene Ontology annotation, molecular function: structural constituent of eye lens; protein folding chaperone. Gene Ontology annotation, biological process: protein refolding; response to heat; lens development in camera-type eye. The coding region runs from base 132 to 653 and encodes 173 amino acids. The record is from RefSeq and is a predicted model, not a curated record.